GGGGAGGAGGCAUGUGGUGGUGGAGGUGAGAGGGCUGUGAAGCUGUGGUUGGUGGACGUGGCUGCUAAGAUUGGGAGGUGCAACGUCUGGAAACGAAGGGCGUUGCUUGGUUGCGGUAAGGCGGGUACCUGGACGGGCACUUGGGCCCAUGACCAGUCACACGUGCGUGCACAAGGGCGGUCCUGCGUUGUCAACAAGCAUUCGGGUAGCGGCGUAGAGGGUGCGGGCCCUUCGCGAAUACAUAUACCGUCGUACUUCACAUGACCGACACUUGUCUUACUAAGGCAGGCAGGCAGUACGGACUUCUUACUGGACCUCCAGUGUAAUCCUCGCUUCCUAAGGCAGGCUCGCGCCUUUUGCAAGUCCGAGGUUUGCACGCUCUACAUCAUGAACACACCAGCAUACUCUGUGUGUCUGUUUAAGAAGCUGCCCAAACAUCCUGCGGAAACUUCAGGUUACAUAGCCCGUACAAACGAUUACCUGACGCCAAUUUUCCUCAACGCCAUGGCUGAUCUGCACAUGCAACACCUCGCCGUCUACGUAGCUGCAUUGACUACCUGGCAAGUUCCCCCGCAGUUAUCGGUGUGAAGGUCGCUUUUUGCUUCAUUGCGAGGUUUCGUUGUAGACAUUUGCGUAACGCAGUUAGCCGUGUAUUGGCUCUCGGAAAUUUAAGUUUAUGUGCACUGAAAGCCGUCAGCGCCGUUGGCCAUAGGCCGAAGGGAGACCAUGUCAGUUCUCCCUGUCCCUCACAACGCGGCUGCAAUCCAGCAAGCUUUUAACUUCAACACAAAUAACUUUUUACUUCCUGUUGGCGACGAACAUGCUCUUGAUUAUGACGACCUCUUCGCUUUUCUCACCGAUGGGGGCUCCUCAAGCGGAGUUGCGGUAUCCGACCGCGCACCAGAUUCGGGCGAUGUAGUUGCACAGCCAGCCCUUACAGAACGCUCGCCCGUGUUGUCCCACCAACUGCCGCCCGUUCCAGCGCAACACCGGGCUGAGGCUCCCAAUCCACAGCCGAAGAAAGCUGACACAAAGGCUAAUCGCGACGCGGUCUCCAAGCGUGUGCGAGGCGAUGCCAAUACAAGCAAAAACAAGCAGCAGAACCAGGUGAAAGAGCUUGAGGCCCUAGCGGCCCAGAAGAUCGCGGACUUGGAACGGCUGGUGCGGGAAAACAACGAGCUCAAGUACCGCCAGGAGCUGCUGGAGAAGGUGGUGCAGCUGCGCGACUGCCAAUUGCGGGUGCUGCGGGGCCAGCACGAACUGCCGAUGCCCUGGUGUACGGCACAAAACGAGGCCUGCUCGCAGUUGGCAGAGGCGGGGCCCUGCCAACCAGCCGGCAGCAGCGGGAGCAGCACCAGCAGCGGCGGCUGCGGUAGCGGCCGCUCGGUAGCUGCUGCGUUGCGCGUUCCGGGCGCUGCCUGCCUGCUGACCAGCCCCUGCGUCAAACUGCCGCCUGUGGACCGAGAGAGACGGGAAAGGUGUCGUGCGGGGCUCAAGAGCAAGCUCGGGAAUGUUUCGCACAAAGGGCACUUCUGGCCCCGCCUUGGUGGGGGGGCUCGAGGCGGCAAAGCUGCCGCUGUGUGUGCGGCUGGUUGUUACCCAUUACCAGCAACCCAAGGUGCAGUCGAAGCUGCAAUGCGCUAUCCAACACAAGCGCCCUCCUACCCCAUUUACCUCAGGUUCCGCUCCAUGGGCAAGCUGCAGCUGAUGGAGGGCUGGAAGCACUUCCUGUCGGAGGUCGCCACGCCGCUGCUGGCGCUGGAGUGCAACCCGGCUGACGAGGCGGCGGCGGUGCAGCUGCGGCAGCUGGCGGCGGAGGCGACCUACCUGUUCAAGCACACCAGCUUCUUCGCACCGGAUACCUUCAUGAUGGCACAGCAGACGCACCUGGAGACGGAGCAGGUCUGCUCCCCCGACCCCGCCCACUGGCAUGCCGUACUGCGCACCUUGGAGCUCAACCCCGAGCAGAUCCGCGACCUGCGCGCCGUGUUCCAGCUCUUCUCCGGCAUCAUGCGCGGCAUCCUGGCAGAGCGGCGGGACAUCAACGCGCACCUGGCCACGGGGCUGCAUGGGCCGCAUGCCAGCGUGCAGACCGCCAUGGAGCACCUCACAGUGGCGCCCGAGUGCGAGGUGUUCAAGUCCCUGCAGCGCAACAUGCGGCGGGAGAAGUCGGCUCACCUGCUGCUGCGCGGCUUCCUGUUCGGGCGCACGCUGUCCACGCUGCAGUUCGUCAAGGCGGCCGUGUACUCCUACCCCUGGUUCCCGGACGCAACAGCGCUCACGGCGACCGUGGCGGAGAGCGCGGACGCGGACAGCAGCAAUGCGUAGAAGAAUGGAGGAUGCACUGCUUUUUGUAGGACCUGGCAUUGUAAUAAUGGAAACACACGUAUGUGGAGGCAGCAGGAGGUGGAGGGAUGGGGCUGUGCAUGUAUGUGGGGUUGGUAGUACGUAUGCUGUGGACGGGCAGCUUGGGCGCUGAUGGGGAUGCGCGUUGGUGUUGCUGGGGUUGUAAGGGUUGAUGAGGGCGCCCGAUUUUGGGUUGUGGAGGGGAGCGUGUGUGGGGGGGAGGGACUGGAGUGGCGGGAGUAGGGCGUAGUGGGCGGGUAGGAGCGUGUAUUUAAUGCACUGCAAAGAGUAGGUUGAUGAGGUACGCAUCGGUCGGAUUCAUGUCAGGUCGUGGGGUCAGGGGUCGUGGCAGGGCCAGCGAUACUUGUAGGCAGGCAUUGGCAAGUAUGUACUGGAGCACUUGUGGGUAUGCUUGCAGCUGAUGCGCUGUUGGACAUGGUUAGUAUCGACACUGGGCAAUUGGCACUGAUUUGAAACGCAAGACGCCACUGGGUGGUGUUUUGCCACGACAGCAGUGUCUGGGGCAGCGUAGCCGGCACAGGAGCAUGGACUCCUCUCCCUCAGCGCCUCAGGCAUGCUGGCGUACAAGAAAUGACGUGGUUGCGGUGGCCCGUUGCCGCGGGUGUGGUAGCAUUGCAGCACACCUAAUGGACGCAUGGAUGACAUUGCGGGUGGCAUUGCUUAGCGAGGGGUACAACUAAGGCACCCAGCCACAACGUCUAGCGAGGAGGAAUGAAGCCAGGUAUGUAACGGCUAGCAACGAGGCAAGGGCCACCGGUAACCCUGUUGCAUUUGGACCAUCGUGUUUUGCUCCUAAUGGCCUCAGGGUUGGGCGGUGGGUAUGGGUGUUGCCUGCGCACCUGUUGUUUUUGUCGGUGGACCCGCUGUGCAGCACCGGGCGCAAGGUCCUCUUCUUUGUGCCCAUUGGCAAGCACGAGUGCUCAGCUGCUCACGUACGGCUACUGGGGAGCAGGCGUGAAGUCACCAAUGCGGAGGGCAGGCGUGAGCAACCGUCAUGCGGGUUGGGGAGUGAAGAAGGAGAAACUAAACUGGAGGGUUGGCCGCGCCAAGUCUGGCGCAAAGAGUGCUCUUAGAUUUAGUGCUAGUAAUCUGCUGUAGUUGCGUCACGUGCCGUACCGGUAUCACAUGAAGAAGUGCUGGUCAGGGCAGUUGUUGUAAAGGUCGAUGUUGCUGACAUUGGCGCCCGCGUGCCGAAUGGUUGAGGACGGGGCUAGGGUGGCUGCAAAUUGUUAAACGCUUUGGUUAACUUGCCUGUCAGGAAUACACAAGCCCACACGCAUUCACACCUCGCGUUCACGGAAACGUUGGCGAGAUGCAAUUAGCGGAUUAGAGUCCUACAGCGAGUCCUACAGCGUGCCAGGCCAGUUUACACCACCACCCUUGUUUACAAUCCUCAGCGACUAUUGUUUCCCACUGCGGGCCCUGCCCUUAUCUAAAUUCAUCUUGUGAGUGUCUUUGGUCAUUGUCCUGGAAAUCCCCUUUCUGGUGACUGGGGCUUAAUGUCUGGUAGUGCAGGGGAGUGCUCUGGUAUUUUACACGGCAGGCUACCCAGGCACUUGUUGGUUCUGCGGACCCGCACAACUUCGACUCUCUGAUAUAUUGCAAGUGACAUCGGUUAGAGGGUAUGCCGCGCCAGGUUAGCACGGAGAGUGCUCGCAAUGUCGCCAGGCGUGUCAUAUGUACGAGAUAUCCAAUUGAAGGGUUCCUGCCCCGAGGGUCGGUUGUUACUUGACGGCUGCAUCCCUGGGUGCUUCACAACAGUAUGCCUGGCUGGUGCGCUGUAUUGGGCACUUUGCGUUGAUUGGCUAAUAACUGGGCUUAUCCAAGAGACCCCCACGUGAAACCUACACUACUUGUCAGAGCUUCCGGCUCUUGAGUCUACCCUUCUCUUUACCCGUACGAUUUGUUGUUUGCGACAUACAAGGAAGUCUUUUAGCGGAAUAGGCUAACCACAGCAGACAGCACGUCCUUCCAGAAAGAUGAGCUCACAGACAGCAAACGAGUUGAUUGACGAGCUUAAAAGAGACGCUGACAAGGGAGAGCUGCUUUUCUGGGCAGCAGCGAGGGGAUUACUUGGCGAUGUCGAGGAACUCGUUCGGACGGGCGCCGACCCUAGCUCAAAAGAUAAGCAUGGUCGCCAAGCAGUGCAUUAUGCAGCGUCCCAUGGACACGAGGAGAUAAUAGAAUUCCUCUCCACCAAAGGCGUCGAUCUCGAUGCGGAGGAUAACGUUGGCCGCGGCGCACUGCACUACGCUGCAGCCGGCGGCCACGAGCGCUGUGUGGCCCUGCUGCUGGCAAAGGGCUGCUGGCGAGACGCCCCCGAUGGCGCCGAUGACUCGCCGCUGCACCUGGCGGCUCGCAGCGGCAGCCUGGGGGCUGUCAAAGCGCUAGCAGAGGCGGGGGCCAAGCUCUUCCUGCCCAACAAGCGCUCGCUCACCCCCUUCGCGGAGGCCGUGCUGGCCGGCCGCCUGGUCGCUGCCGAGUACCUGGGCGGGCGGGCGGAGGGCGGGCUGGCGGGGGCGCUGGCGGGCCGCUACCGGGGGGUGCCGCUGCUGCACCUGGCGGCGGGACUGGGGCAGGCGGCUGCCGUGGAGUGGCUCGUACGGCAGCCCCGCGGCGGCUGCGACCCCGUGACGGGCGCCGCCACCCCCCAGCAGCUCACCUGCCUGCAUGCGGCGGCGCUGUCGGGGGACGAGGAGACGGUGCAGACGCUGCUGAAGCUGGGCGCCGACCCGCUGAGUCAGACCCAGGACGGUCAGCUGCCCUUCGAGCUGGUGCCCCGAGUGGCUCCAUGCAAGGCGCCGCCGCCGCCAGCUGAUGCCCGGCUGCCGCUGCCGGAGGGCCCUAUGGAGGGCAGCGCUGCAGGUGCUGCUCCCGACCCUGCCCUGGUGCGGUCCGCACGGCGGGCGUUUAAAGCGCUUGCACGGGCGGCUGCGAAGAUGAGCGGUGUGGAGGAUUGGGGUAAAGCGCGGCGGAGGUGCCGCAGGGAUGCGG
Astrephomene gubernaculifera is the source of this 5361-nucleotide messenger RNA. NCBI's taxonomy places the organism in Eukaryota, Viridiplantae, Chlorophyta, Chlorophyceae, Chlamydomonadales, Astrephomenaceae. The record is from the annotation of a GenBank genome assembly.